Messenger RNA from Acanthosepion pharaonis, 1362 nucleotides. Lineage: Eukaryota; Metazoa; Mollusca; Cephalopoda; Sepiida; Sepiidae. The record is from the annotation of a GenBank genome assembly.
AUGCUGGUCGUCUUUCAAUUUCUAUGGAUUCAUUUUUACCUGAAUAACUUUCCGUCUCUUUCGGAUAUUUUAGGUAUCUCCCAUCUGCGAAAACAACGUUUUUUUUUGUUUUUUUUUUUUUUUUAUCGUGUUUCAUACUGUCUUAUAUUAUUUCCUUCUUUCUUUUCUAUUUUUCUCUUCUUCUUUUCAUUUCUCCCUUUCUUUUUCUUCUUUUCUCUCUUCUUUUUCUUCUUUCAUGCCUAUCAACUUUAUCGCUUCAUUUGGUCUAUCUAUCUAUCUAUCUAUCUAUCUAUCUAUCUAUCUAUCUGUCUCCUAACAUUUAUUCUUCUCUUUCUUUUCAUCUUUUUUAUAUUUUGUUUUUUAUAUUUGGUCUCUUUUUCUUCUAUUUCUUUCUUUCUUUCUUUCUUUUCGUUUCCUUUACCUUUCUUACGUUACUCUUUUUCCUUUCUUUCUUUCUUUCUUUCUUUCUUUCUUUCUUUACUUUUUCCUACCUUUUUCUUUUUACGUUGUCUUUUCUUUUCUUUCUUUCUUUCUUUCAUUUUACUUUCUUUUCGUUUUCAUUACCUUAGUUUACCCUUUCUUUCUUUCUUUCUUUCUUUCUUUCUUUCUUUCUUUACAUUUUCCUACCUUUUUUUACCUUGUCUUUUCUUUCUUUCUUUCUUUCUUUCUUUCUUUCAUUUUUGCUUUCUUUUCGUUUUCAUUACCUUAGUUUACUCUUUCUUUCUUUCUUUCUUUCUUUCUUUCUUUCUUUCUUUCUUUCAUUUUUGCUUUCUUUUCGUUUUCAUUACCUUAGUUUACCCUUUCUUUCUUUCUUUCUUUACAUUUUCCUACCUUUUUUUACCUUGUUCUUUCUUUACAUUUUCCUACCUUUUUUUACCUUGUUCUUUCUUUCUUUCUUUCUUUCUUUCUUUCUUUCUUAAUACGCUUUUUUUCUGUUCCCUUCUUUUCCUUGUUCUUUUCUUUUACGUUCAUUUUUCUUUCAAUCUUUUGAUUUCAUUUCUUCAUGAACAUGCUUAUUUCUUUUUUUCUCUUUCUUUCUUUCUUUCUUUCUUUCUUUCUUUCUUUCUUUCUUUCUUUCUUUCUUCAAAUUUAAUUUUCGCUUUUUUUCCAUCAAUUAGUUUCGUUCUUUCUUUCAUUUUUCAAUGCUCAUUUCAACUGUUUCUUUUUAUUUCCUAUCGAAUAUGUUUCCCUUUUUCUUUAUUUCCUCAUUUCGUUCGUUCGUUCGUUUGUUCUUUCUUUCUUUCUUCUUUUCUUUCUUUCUUAACAUGGAUUCCCCUUUUUCUUUCUUUCUUUCUUAACUUGUCUUUCCCUUUCUCUUUGUUUCUUCCUAACAUAUUCUUCAUUCAUUUGAAUGUUUUCUAA